Chara braunii is the source of this 2553-nucleotide messenger RNA. The record is from the annotation of a GenBank genome assembly. Lineage: Eukaryota; Viridiplantae; Streptophyta; Charophyceae; Charales; Characeae.
UCAGGUGCCUGAUGAGGCAGCGAGGGGAGACGGUGCGAGAGGCCUGCCCUGCGCCCAGAAAUGGAUGUCCAGUGGGAGGAGAAGGUUGCCACCGAAAUCCUCCUGAGGGGCUCGGGUAGUAGGAGAAGAAGGAUGAAGGUCGGGAUCUGGUCGCGGAUAAGGAGGAUGAGAGAGGGUCGGUAUCUGGUCGGUCGGGAUGACGAUGCGGCGACAGAGAGGAAGGAGAAGGAGAGUCGCCGCCGUAUGAAUGAAGCAUGCGAGGCGGCAAUGUCCGUGUCAGAGAGUAUACUGCUGCUGCAGGGGUCCCAAUCGGCAGUCGCAGCACGUGGCCCCCUUUCCGGCCUCGUUGCUGAGGAACGCCACGUGGCGAGCGGUGUGUGCUUCGUCAAUGAAAGGUUAGGGUCAAGAUCCCGACGACGGAGGAGGUUGUUGGUGGGAGACGACGGCCGUGUCGGCGGAGGGUGCAAGAUCCCGGUGAAGGAGUCGCGUGUUGACGUCAACCAGAAUCAGAAUCAGAAUCAUUGGCAACAGGUCCGCAGGAAGAACAAUGUCAAUGGGUCAGCAUUGUUAAUAGGAUGGAAGAAGCUUCCUGAUGGCUUGACAGCACUCACCCGCCAUGCAUGCAUGGGCGAUGUCGAGACCAAUCAUCAUCAUCAUCAUCAUCAUCAUCAGGAUCAUCAGGUAGCAACAAGAGCUGUUGCUGGUCACUCAUCGAGUAUUCUUGAUACCGUAGGCUGCAGUGCCGAUCUGUGCUCGUCAGACAUGGGCGUCUGCGAUUCUGUUGUUGGGGUGUUAGGUGGCGGGCAGCUGGGGCGAAUGCUGCUGCAGGCUGCAUCGCCGUUGGCAAUCCGGGUUGCAGUCUUAGACCCUGCACCAGAUGCACCAGCCAGUGGGCUGGCGUACCGACACGUCGUGGGCAGCUUCAGAGACACAGAGGCAGUGCGACAAUUUGCAUCAGGGUGUAAUGUUUUGACGGUCGAGAUUGAACAUGUUGAUGUCGAUAGUCUGGAUGCAUUAGCUGCCGAAGGUGUUGAUGUGGAACCGAAACCAUCAACCAUCAGGACGAUACAGGACAAGUAUCUGCAGAAGGUUCACUUCUCGAAGCAUGGAGUUCCUCUUCCGGAAUUCUUACGUCUAACUGACAGAGCUUCUGCAGUGGAAGCGGGCCAGCAAUUUGGGUACCCGUUGAUGAUCAAAACAAGACGGCUUGCGUAUGAUGGGCGUGGGAAUGCAGUUGCUCGAACGGAGAAGGAUCUUGAUUCCGCAAUAUCAUCUCUUGGCGGAUAUGAGCGGGGUUUGUAUGCAGAAAAAUGGGCUCCAUUUGAGAAGGAGUUGGCAGUGAUGGUUGCAAGAGGCCGUGACGGAACUCUGAGAUCUUACCCAGUCGUGGAGACGACACACAAGGACAAUAUCUGCCACACAGUCCUGGCUCCAGCACCAGUGCCGGCUCAAGUUGCAGAAGCCGCUAUGUCGGUCGCGGAAAAAGCAAUUGGUUCACUUGAGGGAGCGGGCGUCUUCGGUGUUGAGCUUUUCCUUCUCCCCGGUGGUGAGGUUUUACUGAAUGAAGUUGCGCCACGACCACAUAACAGCGGGCACUACACAAUCGAAGGCUGCAUUACGUCUCAGUUUGAGCAACAUCUGCGCGCUGUCUUGGGGCUGCCACUUGGCGAUACCUCCAUGAGGUUGCCGUGUGCCAUGAUGUUGAACAUACUUGGAGAAGACGAGGGCGAGGCUGGAUUUCAUAUCGCACAUGAGCUUAUGGCCAGGGCGCUGGAGAUUCCAGGUGCAAGCAUCCACUGGUACGGGAAACAAGAGAUCCGGAAGCAGCGGAAGAUGGGACAUAUCACCGUUGUAGGGCCGAGCUUGGAAGUGGUCCGAAACCGGAUGGCGAAGAUUCGAGGAGAGAGCGACAGUGAACAUCCAAUCGACAGAUUCAACACUCUGGCCAGAGCCCGGACAGAUGAAAUGGUAUCGACAGAUGCAAAUUCUGGAGAUGUGGCUGCACCUGUUGGGAUUAUUAUGGGGUCGGAUUCCGAUUUGCCCGUGAUGAAAGCUGCAGCAGAAGUACUGGACGAGUUUGGAAUGGUGGCGGCAAUGACACCUCUGCCCGUGAUCGGUGUACCUGUACGAGGAUCUUCGCUAGAUGGACUUGAUUCUCUUCUUUCCAUUGUCCAGAUGCCAAGGGGUGUACCUGUGGCAACGGUCGCGAUUAAUAAUGCAGCGAACGCUGGCCUUCUUGCUCUUCGAAUAAUUGGCACAUCAGAUCCGGCCACACUUGAAAGGAUGGAGUCCUACCAGAAGAUGAUGGAAGACACUGUCAUGGAGAAAGCGGAGUGGCUUGAGACGGUGGGAUGGAAGGACUACUUGGGACUGUCAUCGCCCGGUGGUGGGAAAGUAUAAACACGUAUUAAAUGGUAUCAUUAUUGAUAUAAAAAAAAAGAGAAUCAUAAAUAGUAGAUACUAGAUACUGUUUUUUUUUCCUUUUUUUUUCAAGGAUUCGAAAUGAGAUUCUUCAAUUUGAUGGAUUUAGUAUGCGCUAAUGUGGUCACAAUU